CCGUGGCGGCCCGCUUUGCCAGUGACCCUGAUGGCGGCCCCGGCGGCGCUGGGGGAGGCGAGGAGGGCGAGCGGCUUCCCCGCUGAGGCGGCCCGGUGCGGCUGAUGGUGAUGUGGUAAAUAUAACCAAGCUCAUCUCUACCUAGGAGACAUUCUUCCCUGAAAAGCAAUCCUCUCUUACUGGACAUGCUUACAGAAUUGCGUAGCCAUGGACCUCAAAGAGAAGUGUCAGGAUGAGAUGACCUCAGGUUUGGGCCUUACCACAAAGAAAGCUCUUAUGAUCUUGAGAGACCAGUUGACAACACUGCUGGAGGGACAUCAGAAGGAACGGAAAAAAGUGACUUCAUGGAAGGAGGCAUGGAGAAGCAGUUUUUUGUACCAUGGUAACCGUUGCUCCUGUUUCCACUGGCCUGGUGCAUCUCUGAUGCUUCUGGCAGUGGUGUUGCUGCUCUGUUGCUCUGGGAGCCAGCCACAGGGAAACCAAGGUGCUGAAAUAGUUAAUGCAUUGGCACUCUUCCUCCUUCUCCUCUUGGAUCUCUUCAUGAUUGGACGUCAGGAGAGGCUGAAGUGUAAAGAGGUGGAGAGAAGACUUCAGAUGAUCAUUGAUAAGAUAAAUGAUACACUUAGCAAAGAGGUGAAAUGGCCAGACUCCAUGUACCCUGAUCUCCACAUGCCUUAUGCCCCAUCCUGGUCCCUUCAUUGGGCAUACAGGGAUGGUCAACUUGUGAACCUGCCUGUAAGCCUGUUAGUAGAAGGAGAUGUCAUUGCUUUGAGGCCAGGACAGGAAUCGUUUGCUUCUCUGAGAGGAAUUAAGGAUGAUGAGCACAUAGUUCUGGAGCCAGGAGAUCUAUUUCCACCUUUCUCACCUCCACCCUCCCCAAGAGGAGAAGUGAAAAAGGGACCUCAGAACCCUCAGCUGUAUCGUCUGUUCCGUGUCUUGAAGACUCCAAUAAUUGAUAAUGUCAGGUGGUGUCUGGAAAUGGCGUUGUCACGUCCUGUGACAGCCCUGGAUAAUGAGAGAUUCACUGUACAGUCUGUGAUGUUGAAAUAUGCUGUCCCUAUUGUACUGGCUGGCUUCCUAAUCACCAAUGCUGUGCGCUUCAUUUUCAAAGCUCCUGGAAUUGCUUCUUGGCAGCAUACUCUUCUUCAGCUACAGGUGAAUGGAGUCCUGCCCAUCCUUCCAUUGCUUUUUCCUGUCCUGUGGAUUCUUGCUACAGCCUUUGGAGAAGCCAGAGUCUUGGCCCAGAUGAGUAAGGCCUCAUCCACCUCGCUGCUUGCUAAGUUUUCAGAGGACACUCUCAGCAGCUACACAGAGAUGGUAUCUUCUCAGGAAAUGAUACGCUGUAUCUGGAGCCACUUCUUAUGUGUUUUAAAAGGCAAAUCUCCAACACUGAGCUUCACCUCCAGCUUGCUCCAUAGUCUGGGAUCUGUCACUGUGCUCUGCUGUGUAGACAAGCAGGGGAUUCUCUCCUGGCCAAAUCCUAGCCCAGAGACUGUUCUGUUCUUCAGUGGGAAGGUGGAACCACAUCAUGAUAGCCAUGAAGAUCUGACUGAUGAGCUCUCUACACGGUCCUUCUGCCACCCUGAGAUGGACGAUGAGCCCCAUGAAAGAGAUGCUUUGCUCUCUGGCCCUUUGGCAGACACAGUCCAUGUGACUAAUGAACAAGAGAGGAACAACUGGUCUAGUGACCCUCCAAAGGCUCCUGAUGCCCAUGCCCACCGAAAGCCAAACAGCAGAAGCAAGCAUCCCUCUGGGUGCAAUGUGAGUUUUAGCAAGGACACAGAGGGUGGAGAAGAAGAACAUAGUCAGGUUGCUGGUGACACUGAGGUGCUGGCUUGUGAGGCUGAAGAUUUUGUGUGUGACUACCACCUUGAGAUGCUUAGCCUGUCCCAAGACCAACAGAACCCCUCUUGCAUCCAGUUUGAUGACUCCAACUGGCAAAUACACCUGAAUUCCCUCAAGCCUCUGGGUCUGAAUGUGCUGCUCAAUCUUUGCAAUGCCACUGUGACAGAACGCCUGUGCUGCUUCUCCGACCAUCUCUGCAACAUAGCUCUCCAGGAAACUCACAAUGCUGUGCUGCCUGUCCACGUGCCUUGGGGCCUCUGUGAGCUUGCCAGGCUAAUAGGUUUCACACCAGGUGCCAAAGAUCUUUUCAAGCAGGAGAAUUAUUUGGCCUUGUACCGCUUGCCAAGCGAUGAGAUGGUUAAGGAGACAAUGCUGGGGAAGCUUUCAUCAAUCACCAAGAGAAGACCACCCUUGACUCACAUGAUUAACCUGUUUGUGAAGGACACCACAACCAGUACUGAGCAGAUGUUUUCACAUGGGACAGCCGACAUCAUCCUUGAAGCCUGCACAGACUUCUGGGAUGGUACUGAUAUUUACCCCCUCUCUGGCUCUGACAGGAAGAAGGUGUUAGAUUUCUACCAGCGAGCCUGCCUCUCAGGGUACUGUUCAGCUUUUGCAUACAAGCCAAUGCAUUGUGCCUUGUCCUCCCAGCUCAAUGGCAAGUGCAUAGAACUGGUGCAGGUCCCUGGACAGAGUGCUAUCUUCACAUGCUGUGAUCUGCCUGGGACAACCCCCCUCAAACAGAGUAGUCGGAGGAAUAGCUGGAGCUCAGAUGAAGGGAUUGGGGAAGUGAUGGAGAAGGAGGACUGUAUCCAGGCUCUGAGUGGACAGAUCUUCAUGGGAAUGGUCUCAUCUCAGUAUCAGGCCCGUCUUGACAUUGUCCGCCUUAUUGAUGGAUUGGUCAAUGCCUGCAUUCGUUUUGUCUACUUCUCCUUGGAAGAUGAGCUCAAAAGCAAGGUGUUUGCUGAGAAGAUGGGUCUUGAAACUGGCUGGAAUUGUCACAUAUCUUUAACACCCAAUGGAGAUGUGCCUGGAUCUGAGAUCCCUCCUUCCAGUCCCAGCCAUGCUGGCUCUCUGCAUGAUGACCUACAUCAGGUUUCUCGAGAUGAUGUGGAGGGGCUCUUGCUAAUGGAAGAGGAAGGGCAUUCAGAUCUCAUCAGCUUUCAGCCAACAGACAGCGACAUCCCAAGCUUCUUGGAAGACUGUAACAGGGCCAAACUUCCACGGGGGAUCCACCAGGUCAGACCUCACCUGCAAAACAUUGACAAUGUGCCUUUGCUGGUGCCCCUCUUCACAGACUGCACCCCAGAGACCAUGUGUGAGAUGAUUAAGAUCAUGCAGGAGUAUGGGGAGGUGACUUGCUGUCUGGGAAGCUCUGCCAACCUGCGGAAUAGCUGCCUCUUCCUGCAAAGUGAUAUCAGUAUAGCACUGGACCCUCUCUACCCAUCCCGCUGCUCCUGGGAGACCUUUGGCUAUGCCACCAGCACCACCAUGACUCAUGCCUCUGAUGAGCUCACCCCACUGCAGCUCUCAGGACAGCUCAAUAGCCUGCCUUGUUCCAUGUCCUUCCGCCAAGAAGAGAGUACCAGCAUUAUAAGACUUAUAGAGCAGGCCCGGCAUGCAACUUAUGGGAUCCGCAAGUGUUUCCUCUUCCUGCUGCAGUGCCAGUUGACGUUGGUCGUCAUUCAGUUCCUGUCCUGCCUGGUACAGCUGCCUCCCAUCCUAAGUACCACAGAUAUUGUGUGGCUCUCUUGUUUCUGCUACCCACUGCUCAGCAUUUCACUCCUGGGCAAGCCUCCCCACAGCUCCAUCAUGACCAUGGCAACAGGAAAAAACUUGACUUCUAUUCCUAAGAAGACUCAGCACUACUUCCUGUUCUGCUUCUUGCUGAAAUUCAGCGUGACCAUCUGUUCCUGCCUCAUCUGCUUCGGUUUCACACUGCAUGAGUCCUGCAAAGAGGUUAAUACUACCAGCCUCAAUCUCACAGCCUGCCCCUCCAUUAUGCUGCACAGCAAUGUUCAUGGUGCUCCUGACUGGUUUGGGACAUUUUCCAAUGUUCUUCUUGUAGCCCAGAAGCUCACAGCUGGCCUGAUUGUUUUACACACAGUUUUCAUAUCCAUCACUCAUGUCCAUCGGACUAAGCCCUUGUGGAAGAAAAGCCCCCUCUCCAACUGGUGGUGGACGCUCACUGUGGCUAUUGUAUUAAUGGGGCAAGUAGCACAGACCCUGCUGGACCUGAAGCUCUGGGAAAACCUCAGUUCUCCACUGACUUUUAAGUACAUUUCCAUCUCUCCAGUCUCGUGGCUCCUGGGUUUUCUUUCCUUGAUCCUGGUGGUUAUCAUCAAUGAGAUUGUCAAGCUGCAUGAAAUAAGGUAUGGGAUCAGCUUAGUCUUGAGCUGCAGAGAAAUAAUACACAGAGAACAGGUGGGGAAUAAAAAGGAAAAUCUGAUUGUGCUGUGUGAAUCACCUGGUUAUUGUGUGCAUGCUCAUGUUCCAACUCUCAGAAAGGAAGUACAGAGGAGGAAGGAGGGUCAGAAGAGGGCAGGGACACUGAGACCAAAAUUCCUUAUCUCCCCCUAGUGAAAGGGAGACAGCCAACAUCUGUGAGAUGCCAAGUGUGGCUUGGAGAGAGCUGUUCUCUAUAUCUUGUCCCAAGAGGGACAAUGAAGUAAUGAAUCACAGUAGAGGAAAUAAUGUCUUCACACAGUGCCUGGAUUGUGGGAUCCAUUUCCAUGUAAAGUAGCUGAAACCAAGAAUUGGCAGGCAAAGUUCUUCCUAGUACAGGGAGCAGGUAGAGCUGGGAGUUAAUGCUAAUGAACACUGAUUCAAGAGAGUUGAUGGGGAAAGGCAGUGGAGAUUGCAGGGAAUGUUGAUUGGAGUGCAGCUUCCAUUUCUCUUCAUGGGAGGGGUUUCUGGACCUUUCUGCACUCUCUGGUGGCCUUGGAGACAGGACUUUGCUGGUGGGGGUAGGUGUGAGACCACUGGCUGCUCUCUAGAUUUGACUCUCCUCUUAGUGUUGGAGGGCCCUGGCCAGAGGGCUCCCCUGCUUCUCAGGGCUGUGCAGCUCAGGAACUGUAGUGGGGCAGCUCUGCCUUUUGCCCUUCCAUGUGCUGACUGCUAUUUCUCCUG
Molecule: messenger RNA, 4974 nt
Organism: Lagopus leucura (white-tailed ptarmigan)
Lineage: Eukaryota; Metazoa; Chordata; Aves; Galliformes; Phasianidae
Gene: TMEM94
Product: transmembrane protein 94
Exons: 31
Coding region: 208-4425 (1405 amino acids)
Source: RefSeq, a predicted model, not a curated record